UCCUUGAACUGGAAGCACGGUGUAUGUUCCUCUGGAGAGUCAAACAUAGAAGUUGUUAAUAAGUCUAUCAAAGGUUAGAAGAUACAGCUCACAAUGAAGACCUUGGUUGUUCUUCUCCUCCUGGGCAUCGUGGUACAAGACGCGGCGGCAGUGACUCACUCUCUGAAGUAUUUCUACACCUCGUCUUCUGGAGUCCCAAACUUUCCAGAGUAUGUGUCUGUUGGAUUGGUUGAUGAAGUUGAGAUGGUUCACUAUGACAGCAACACCAAGAGACAAGAACCCAAACAGGACUGGAUGAGCAGAGUCACAGCAGAUGAUCCUCAGUACUGGCAGACGCAGACUGAGGUCGCUGCGGGUCACCAGCAGACCUUCAAAGCCAACAUUGAAGUUGCAAAGCAGCGCUUCAACCAAACUGGAGGUGUCCACAUUUACCAGAGGAUGUACGGCUGUGAAUGGGACGAUGAGACUGGAGAGGUUAAUGGUUUUAUGCAAGAUGGUUAUGAUGGAGAAGACUUCAUAUCAUUUGACCUGAAGACAGAGACAUUCAUCGCUCCAAAACAACAGGCUGUCAUCACCAGACACAAGUUGGAUCAUAACAAAGCUUGGAUAGCUCAGCAGAAACACUACCUGACCCAGGAGUGUCCUGAGUGGCUGAAGAAGUAUGUGAACUAUGGGAGGAGCUCUCUGCUGAGAACAGAGGUUCCCUCAGUGUCUCUCCUCCAGAAGUCUCCCUCCUCUCCAGUCAGCUGCCACGCUACAGGUUUCUACCCUGACAGAGUCUUGAUGUUCUGGAGGAAAGAUGGAGAGGAGCUUCAUGAGGACGUGGACCUCGGAGAGAUCCUCCCCAACCACGAUGGAUCCUUCCAGAUGAGUGUUGACCUGGACCUUUCAUCAGUCCCAGCUGAAGACUGGAGGAGGUACGACUGUGUGUUUCAUCUCUCUGGUGUGGAGGACGACAUCAUCACCAAACUGGACAAAGCAGAGAUCAGGACCAACAGAGUGACUCACUCUCUGAAGUAUUUCCACACUGGAUCUUCUGGAGUCCCAAACUUCCCAGAGUUUGUGGUUGUUGGAUUGGUUGAUGACAUUCCGAUAGAUCACUAUGACAGUAACACCAAGAGAGACGAACCCAAACAGGACUGGAUGAGCAGAGUCACAGAAGAUGAUCCUCAGUACUGGCAGAGGAACACUGACCUCCGUAUGGGUGCCCAGCAGGUCUACAAACCCAACAUUGAAGUUGCAAAGCAGCGCUUCAACCAAACUGGAGGUGACCACAUUCUCCAGUGGAUGUACGGCUGUGAGUGGGAUGAUGAGACUGGAGAGGUUAAUGGUUUUUGGCAGUAUGGUUAUGAUGGAGAAGACUUCAUAUCAUUUGACCUGAAGACAGAGACAUGGAUCGCUCCAAAACAACAGGCUGUCAUCUCCAAACACAAGUUGGACAAUAACAAAGCUCGGAUAGCCCAGGACAAACACUACCUGACUCAAAUUUGUCCGGAGUAUCUGAAGAAGUAUGUGAACUAUGGGAGGAGCUCUCUGCUGAGAACAGAGGUUCCCUCAGUGUCUCUCCUCCAGAAGUCUCCCUCCUCUCCAGUCAGCUGCCACGCUACAGGUUUCUACCCUGACAGAGCCAUGAUGUUCUGGAGGAAAGAUGGAGAGGAGCUUCAUGAGGACGUGGACCUCGGAGAGAUCCUCCCCAACCACGAUGGAUCCUUCCAGAUGAGUGUUGACCUGGACCUUUCAUCAGUCCCAGCUGAAGACUGGAGGAGGUACGACUGUGUGUUUCAUCUCUCUGGUGUGGAGGACGACAUCGUCACCAAACUGGACAAAGCAAAGAUCAGGACCAACAGAGAGAAACCCGUUGACAUGAUCAUCCCCAUGGUUGCUGCAGGGGUUGUUCUCGCUCUCGUCCUCAUCACUGUGAUCGGAGUUGUCAUUUAUAAAAAGAAGAAUGGUGAGGAACCAGGGUUAAUAGAAACAUUGUCUCUCUUUUUUCUCUCUCAGUAUUUUAAUUUUAGACUUUGACUUGAUGUUUUUAUC
Sander lucioperca (pikeperch) is the source of this 2037-nucleotide messenger RNA. RefSeq lists its product as uncharacterized. The transcript is spliced from 8 exons. The coding region runs from base 94 to 2022 and encodes 642 amino acids. Gene Ontology annotation, biological process: immune response. Lineage: Eukaryota; Metazoa; Chordata; Actinopteri; Perciformes; Percidae. Gene Ontology annotation, cellular component: external side of plasma membrane. The record is from RefSeq and is a predicted model, not a curated record.